Messenger RNA from Aspergillus niger, 636 nucleotides. RefSeq lists its product as uncharacterized. The record is from RefSeq and is a predicted model, not a curated record. Gene Ontology annotation, molecular function: carbohydrate:proton symporter activity. Gene Ontology annotation, cellular component: membrane. NCBI's taxonomy places the organism in Eukaryota, Fungi, Ascomycota, Eurotiomycetes, Eurotiales, Aspergillaceae. Gene Ontology annotation, biological process: transmembrane transport; carbohydrate transport. The coding region runs from base 1 to 636 and encodes 211 amino acids. The transcript has 4 exons.
AUGCUGGCCUUCUUUCCGAUCUUCAUCCUCCUGGUGGCCAUUCUCUGCAUUGCCUCUGGUGGUGCAGCUGUCCUCCCCGAAAGCCCGACGUAUCUCAUUCGAAAAGAUCGAAUAAGCGCGGCUCGCAAAUCACAGCGACGACUGGAUUCCGGCCCUAUCGAAUCGCAUUAUCAAUCCGAGCAACUACGCUCGUUCAUUGAAAAAGAAGAUCAAGAUGCAGCCAGCAAGGCGACUGGGUACCGUGACUGCUUCACAGGCGUCGACCGCCGGCGUACCAUGAUCGUUAUGUUUGCAAGCCUCAUCCCAUCGCUUUUUGUCGGCAUGAGGCAUGAGAGCUUUCUGUUCUCACAAGCUGGCAUCGGACUGGGGUUGGCAGCUAACCUAGUCAGCAUGCAGACACUGUGUAAUUAUGGCCGUGUGCCUCUGCUUAUUGUCAGAUUAAGCGUCCCGACGCUCGUCUGGAUGAGCAUAAGGGCUGCCGGCUGUUUCCUGGGAACUACUAGCGCCUGGUACACGGGGAUCACACUAGUGACGGUAAUCACGACCUGCGGUAUUGGUGUAUGGCCAACAUCCUACGCUGUCGGUGGAGAAGCAUCCUCUCUGCGGCUUCGUGCCAAGUCCCAAGCUGUGGGCUGA